This is a messenger RNA of Effrenium voratum, 2299 nucleotides long. Lineage: Eukaryota; Dinophyceae; Suessiales; Symbiodiniaceae. The record is from the annotation of a GenBank genome assembly.
GCAUUACGGAGCCGUGGCAUUUCUGGGUGGGCCGCGCAAUGCGAUCACGGCCUCCGGCUUAGUGCACGCCGCCUUUUGGAAUGACAUUGCGCUGGGCAAGAGCAUCGGCGAAGCCUUCGUGGCAGGUUGGAACAACGUGGCGCUGAACCACAUAGAUCAGGCAACGGAUGCUGCUCAGAAGACCGCCGAGUAUGUGAUGAUGAACAUCGCUCUGAUGGGGGACCCGGCCUUCAAACUCUUCAUUCCAAGUGCGCCGCAGCAGCGGUUGGCUGAAGUCGUCCAGUUGAGCAAUGGCCAUUUGAAGGUCACAGGUCCGCAGCAGUGGACCAAAUUCAAAGCGGAUCAGACCUUAGCUGAUGAGUGGAAUUGGCGAGGAAAUCUCUACUACUAUGGGGCUCCUGGAGCCACGCCACAGAAGAUGUGGCAUGGAAGUAAGCUCCACGAUGUUGAGCUCCCCUACCUCUACGCGCGCCUCACCACGACGGAGGACGUGGUGGGCUUCAAGGCCUCAGAAGUGCCCCUGCCCCUGGGCUGGACGGGCCCUGAUCGCGGACGCGGCUAUCCCGGUUCCGCCGGCACCAGCUUGCACGAGGACCGCCACGCAGAUGGCAGCAAGACUCUCAUGUGGCGCGUGCGCCUCCUGGACUACGACUGUGAGACCGGGGAGGUGACGGGCCAGCUGACGGAGCAGAGCUACGAGCUGGUCCUCGGUGCUUCGGAGCUCACGCCCCAUGACUUGUGUCAAAAGGGCUGCGUUGAGGCUGGGUACUGUUGCGGCCGCGACAGUGGAUGCGGGCGGCCCAGCUGCGGCCAGGGCUGCGAGAUUGCUCUUUAUUCUGACACUCUCUACUCUUGCAUCAACGAGUGUAAAGCCAAGACGGGAUGUUUUACAUGGAGCAUCGCGUUCGGGCAGACCAACAUGUGCACCGUAUGCACCGCUUCUGGUGGUGGCUCAUGCGCUGAGAACUGUGAGCCUGAAGCUGGCGGUUCCUGCAGCGAGAACUGCGAGACCGCCGGCGGCUGCGAGCACGCGUGCUCCGUGAUGCUCGCAGGCGUCCGCUCGCCCCGCGUGUCGGUGGGGGUGCCGACGGUGCUGGGCGGCUUGGAUGAGGUGCUGUACCGGGAAGCCGAGGAGCGGCGGCAGCGGCAGGACCUGCGAGAGCGGGAUGCGCUGCUGGCGCUGAGGCAGCAGUCCGUGCCGCGCUUGGGCCGGCGGUCCAAGGCCUGCUGGCACGCGCGCUUGGAGCGGGAACUGCUCAGCGCCUUCGAGCGAUGUGGAACACAUCGGCUGAUGGAGAUGAGCCAAAGGCGGGUGCUGGUGCUGCCCCGGUCCGGCGUGCACGAGGUGCUGCGGAACUUGGGCUUCGAGGCGGAGGUCCAGUUCUGCGGCAAGCUCGGGGUGCUGCUGGACAGGGAGGAGACGGGGAUGAUUUGCUUCGACCGGCUCCUGCACUUCAUCGCCAACGCCACGGAUACCGAGCGGGCGCCACCCAGACCCUUGUCCAGCCUGGAGGAGGAAUGUUUCAAUCAACUGGAGUGGCAGCUCAGCCGUGAGUUCUGCCAGAUGCUGGCCACUCGUCACAGCCGCGCCACCACAGAGUCGUGGCGGCGUCGUGAGCUGUGUUCGGAGAGCGCCACGCCCCCGGGCACGCCGCGGAACGCGGCGGCCACGACGCCGCGGGCGGCCACGCCGCGUUCCCGGGCAGCCACGCCGCGGAACGGGACGCCGCGGAGUCCGAGCCCCGGGGUGGCGCGGUGCCACCUGCUCUACCACCAGGCGGUCUUUGCGGCCCGCAAAGGCGCGCAGCUGGAGGACGAGAUCAAGCAGCUGAAGCUCUUGAAGGAGAUGGAGGAGUGCACCUUCCGACCCCAGCUGAGCCACUCGAAGUUCCGGCCCCCGUCGCGCACGUCUCGGACGGGUGCGGUGGUCCGGAACUUCGAGUCGACGGUCGCGCGGCUCCAGGCGGCGCACGAGGCCCAGAGGCGGCAGAAGGCGGAGAGGGAGCGGAUCCCGGUGGGGGAGAAGUACGAGAAGCUGCGUCGCCUGGGCCCCGAGCCCUUCUCCUGCGCGGGGCCGCGCGCGCGGGUGGCGCCGAAGCCGGCGCUGGUGGUCUUCGUGGAUGUGAAGGUGCGCGGGCGCGUGGGCCGCGUGGGGGUGCACGAGAAGGAGGACGUGCGGAAGUUGGCCCGGAACUUCGCCAAGAGCUUCCAGCUGGACGCCGGCGCCAAGGCGCGGCUGGAGGCCCUGCUGCGCUUGUCCUACGCCUGGCGCGCCUGGGCGCGGCCGAGUUCUCGCUGA